AUGGUUCGCACUUUAUUCCUCCGAUCUUUAGUUCUCGGCCCCUUGGCUGCUUUGGCAGUGGCACAAAACAUGUCCGACUCCAUGACCGGAAUGAACGCGUCCGACUCCAUGAACGGAAUGAACGUGACCGACUCCAUGACCACCCCGGAAACCGCUUCGGCCAUGCCAAUGGACGUCGACUACACCGGCUACACUGGAGCCUCUGGUAAACCUGCCCAUCCAGGUAUGACCCCUGGUGUGCUAUCCCCUGAUGGCAAGUGCUGGUGCAGUGCCCUACCUGCCAUGCCUACAGGACACAUGCCCUCUGAUGUCGCCCCUCCUUCUAUGCCCAUGGUCCCUGAAAUGCCAGUAGCCAACACUACUAUACCCCCUACUGUCCCAGCCACCACCCCCAACACUACUGAUGACACCACUACCAGCGGUGUGACCUUCCUUAAGGGUUCUUCCAACGCUUGCUUCCUUGCUGCCGCCGCUGUUGUCGGUAUCACCACCUUGGCUGCCUAA
This is a messenger RNA of Melampsora larici-populina 98AG31, 504 nucleotides long. RefSeq lists its product as uncharacterized. NCBI's taxonomy places the organism in Eukaryota, Fungi, Basidiomycota, Pucciniomycetes, Pucciniales, Melampsoraceae. The coding region runs from base 1 to 504 and encodes 167 amino acids. The transcript is spliced from 6 exons. The record is from RefSeq and is a predicted model, not a curated record.